Messenger RNA from Trichophyton rubrum CBS 118892, 4235 nucleotides. RefSeq names its product NAK protein kinase. Lineage: Eukaryota; Fungi; Ascomycota; Eurotiomycetes; Onygenales; Arthrodermataceae. Bases 1194 to 4235 code for a protein of 1013 amino acids. Gene Ontology annotation, cellular component: cytoplasm. Gene Ontology annotation, biological process: protein autophosphorylation; actin cortical patch assembly; peptidyl-threonine phosphorylation. The record is from RefSeq and is a predicted model, not a curated record. Gene Ontology annotation, molecular function: protein serine/threonine kinase activity; ATP binding. The transcript has 3 exons.
CGCGAUGAGUGGAGGGAUUGGGACACGUUGUAACGAAUAACUGGAGGUGAAGGCACAACGGGCAAGGAAAUAGUACGAACUAUCAUACAGAUCUGGUGGGAGGCCACUGUUGACACCGAUUAUUUACUACCUUUUGGGGGAGCGGCAGCGUAGACAUACACACACGCACACACAAAUAGCCACUUUUUCUUGCUGCUGCUGACCUGGCUGUCCGUUUGCUGCGUUUCCUUUCUGUUGUUUGAUGCACAGCGCAGAUGCUGUCGUGUUGUUGAUGUGAUGCGAGUCGCAUGAAGACAAAAUAAAAAUUUAAGGGAAAGGGAAGGACCCACUUUUUAGACGUUCUCCUCUGUUUGUUUUGAUUUUUCCUAUUAUGGCUGGCCAAGAGCGCCUCUUUCUAUUGGUCAGUUUUCAUUUAGAGUUGAUUAGUCACUAAAUCCGGAAAAGUGUUAUUCCCAUAGUCAGAUGACAGAGAUGAUUAGAUAAUCAUGUUGAAGCGGCCAAAUAGACAGAAACACGCAGAGAUACAAGGCAAAGACGACAUGGACAGCGGUUGGAGGAAACUCGUUAGCUUGUUCAGAAAGGGGACUAUCUGUCUGACAGGCCUCCUGGAGUCAUGCAGGUGUACUUCGUGACCUUCGCAGCCUCCAAAUCGAACUAUUUAUCCGCUAAAAAACGAACUCGUCGGCGGGCAAGAAUGGAUUACAUAAGCAUAAUUAAGCGGAACUAAGAUGAUCCUGCACCGAAACGCACUAUGAUUGGCCAGAUCUUGACCAUCUGAGCUUGCCCCGAGAUCAACUUUUGUACCUGAAGUUGCUGCAUGACGAUGAUGAAGCUGACACUGUCGACGUUGGGUAUGAGGAUGCAGGGCAUGAUGAGGCUGUAAACCGCUUUAGGUCUACAGAGAAUUGUCGGCUUCUCCUUAUAUAGCCGCUAUUGCCUGCGCCUCGUUGGAUGUCGAACUCCCUCCCGCCCGAAGCUAUCUCCUUGUCCCUCUUAUCUAUCACCGCUCAACAAGAACGAACGUCGAUCCCCUGAAGGAGCAACCUACACAAGAACACCAAAGAAAAGAAACCCCCUUUUAACUAUACAGGCAUAUACACCUCCCAAAGAACCUCUGUCGCCCUCUCUGGUCCUCUCUCUCAACAUACAGCAAUACGCAGUAACAACCUACAAUCCUAUCUUUGGGGCUUCACAUGAAUGCCAAUCCGAUGGCGGCCGCCCCUGUGCCGGCAGGCACCUUUAUGGCCGGCACCAAGGUGCAGGUUGGAAGCCAUCGAGUUGUGGUAGAAAAAUACCUUUCCGAAGGAGGAUUCGCCCAUGUCUACGUCGUUCGACUCCCAAAGCCCGUUGACGGCGUCGAGACUGCUGUCUUGAAGCGGGUCGCCGUCCCAGACAAGGCAUCCCUCGCCAACAUGAGAACAGAGGUGGAAACGAUGAAGAGGCUGAAGGGACACAAACAUAUUGUUACAUACAUUGAUUCUCAUGCAUCACAACUAAAAGGCGGCGGAUAUGAGGUCUUCCUGCUCAUGGAGCAUUGCGCUGGUGGCGGCCUGAUAGACUUCAUGAAUACCAGGCUACAGAAUCGAUUGACUGAACCAGAGAUUUUAAAGAUAUUUGGCGACGUCACCGAAGGUGUGGCCUGUAUGCAUUAUCUCAAGCCACCACUCUUGCAUAGGGACCUCAAGGUUGAAAACAUUCUAAUCUCCGGGAACGGCCCUUCACGCUGCUACAAGCUAUGUGAUUUUGGUUCUGCAGCUCCUCCUAGACCUGCAGCUACUUCCGCCGCCGAAGGUAGACUGAUCGAAGAUGAUGUCCAGAGGCACACAACCCUACAGUAUCGGAGUCCGGAGAUGAUAGAUGUCUAUAGAAAACAGCCGAUCGAUGAGAAAAGCGAUAUCUGGGCCCUUGGCGUUCUGUUGUACAAGCUAUGCUACUAUACCACCCCUUUUGACGAAGGCGGCCAGAUGGCUAUUUUGAACGCAAAGUUCAAGUAUCCCGCCUACCCACCCUUUUCAGAUAGACUGAAACUUUUGAUUGCCACCAUGCUUAAAGAACACCCCAAAGACAGGCCUAAUAUUUAUCAUGUUUUACGUGAAACAUGUCAUAUGCGAGGGAAAGAAGUACCAAUUCGAGACAUUUAUGCCGACCGUUCACAUUCCGAAUCUAGACGAAGCCAGCAGCUACCGACUUCCACUCCAGUGGAAGCACCAAAAGUUGGUGCCGCCUUCACACCGCCCAUUCAGGAAACAAAAAUUAUUCCAGACAUUGCGCCUAUGCGGAGAGGAAGGCCAAACAAGCCUACCGACCAAAAGGCUGCAUCUAAACCCAGUCCUUCUCCUCUUAGGGUUUCCGGUGACCCCUUUGCGGCACUUGAUGGAACUAAACGGAACGUCAGUACGGACGAACUCUCUUCACGAUUUCCAACUCUAGAUCAAUUCUCCCUCCUUCAUGAAAAGGGUGGCACUUUCAACUUUGAAUCAACCAAUACAGAAUCGAUUGCCAACCCUGAUGAUUUAUCUAAAAGAGUCACAAAUGCUCUUGCCGAUGAAGCAUUCUCGAAGCCUGCAGUGUCUCCACAGCCAAGUCCUACUCUUGGAACGCACCAUACUACUACCCGGAUAGACCCGUUAGUAUCAGAUAAAAAGUUAGUAUCGUCAUCAUAUCUAAGGGCGGAACCCUCUCGUCAACAAGUCCCUAUACAGCAGCCAACACCACAGAAACCAACUAUGGUAUCCACUGGCACGAUGACAUCCCCCUCACCAGUCAACCAGCGACCAGACAGUCCCUCUUUAUCCCAAAGACCAUUGCAUAGAUUUCCGAGCCAAUCACACAAGAAACAACCAUCCGGAAGUUCUCGUGAGAGUAGCGGUCAUGAUCAUCCCCGUCUGCACAGCGGCAGCUUAUCGACUCGGCCCAGUUUUGCUAGAUUUGACUCCAAACCUAGUCAAGCGGAGGACCUUCCUAGAUCGCCGGCAUCCUCACGGCCAUCUUUGGAAGGUACACGGCCAACAGCUUCUGAUAUUGCAGACCCGCUAACCCGUUCGAAAUCCGCAAACUCGAAAUCUAGGCCUACUGCUGCAUAUGUCGCAUCGAGAUUAGAGUAUCUUAGGGAUAGAGGUCGUGAACGCUCGUCAGACGAGGAUGAAACGUUGCUACGCCCAUCCGUUGGCGAACAUGACCUCGAAUACAGCCAGCCAUCCAACAUGUCGGACGUUGAUUUCCUUAAAGCUAAGGAAGAGGAAGAGUUGAGCCGGAAGCGCGAAAAGCGCUUAAGUGGUGGAUCCAAACAUGCCAAACGCGGGAGUUUGUCUUCACUUUCUUUAUCAGGUACCAAGACUCUCCUCGCAGGCCGCUUCGGAGACGCUUUCCGCCGCUUUGAAAACAACGCCCCCCAUGAUAGGAAUCAAACCCCAUCUCCUGAAAAUGACACCCAGCACCUUACUCCCAUCACAGGCUCCGAGGUAACGGAGCUGAGCGACGAUGGCCAUGGAUAUGACAACGUUGACGCUGACGACAUAUCACCUGAAAUGAAACGAGAAAUGGAAAGACGUCGAUUAUCCAUGGAGGAAAAAAGGGUUGCUGAGGCUGCUGCCCAGUAUCGCUCACAGUUGAACGAGCGAGAAGGAGGCCCCCCGCGCGCUGUGGGACUAGGUAUAGGAAGUGGCGGUAGAGCUGCUGCCAUUGAAAACAAGGUUCAGUCUUUGUUGAAGGAGACGGAUAAGGCACCACCUGUCAAGACAGCAUCAGGAUAUGGACGGUACACAGACGCAGUCCCUAAUCCACAGGCCAAAAGAUUCGAGCUCCCAUUACCAGAACGGCCAGCGUCAUCUAUGCAACCAUACCCAUCCGCUCCUGCCACUUCACAUACAUCUGAUUUCCGGUCCCAACCUUCAAAUGAUAAAGAUUCUCCCUCUAUCGGCCUCAAAUAUAACACCGGGCAGCACCAGACCCCAUCAACCACCUCCCGCGCGGCCCAACGCCCAGUAGCACCCCCGAAGCCCAAGAGUUUACGAACGGGAGUUCAAUCAGCUAACCAAACCGGCAAUAGCGAAUAUAACUCCCCACAACAUCCCCGCUCGACCAGACAAGUUUCCAACUCUUCGGAAGACUGGGAACUAAACUUUAGCCGCCGUUACCCCAGUCUCUCUGGGCUCGAACUUGUAGAGACAGAGAUAGACAUACCGAAGGCUUCGUUGGGCCGUACCACAGCCACCACGGCGAGUAAGGGACUCUGA